This is a messenger RNA of Lates calcarifer (barramundi perch), 6190 nucleotides long. It is a transcript of the gene dnajc14, whose product is annotated as DnaJ (Hsp40) homolog, subfamily C, member 14. The transcript is spliced from 7 exons. The record is from RefSeq and is a predicted model, not a curated record. NCBI's taxonomy places the organism in Eukaryota, Metazoa, Chordata, Actinopteri, Centropomidae. The coding region runs from base 800 to 2803 and encodes 667 amino acids. Gene Ontology annotation, molecular function: dopamine receptor binding.
UCGUCAGACCCCAAAGGAGUCGACAGUCGUCAAUAUUAGCUAGCCCGGCUCGUAGUGCUGUUAGGAGCUAACAGUUAGCUGCUCGGUUUGCUGCUUGUUAGCUGAAUGCGUUGACAGUUAGCUGCUGUUCUGUCGUUUUAUUCUCGUUUGAGACCUUAUUUAGUCGAAAUAUAGCCAGGUUAUUCAGCCAGAGGCAAGCUAAUUUUAGCCCCAGUAGCGCCUGUCUGUCGUCCAGCUGGCCGGCUGCUUCCUUAUGCUAAGAGCUUGGUUACCUGCUAACACUAGCCGCCUGUAAAACAUCUGCUGUUGCUGUCACAGAGUUAAAUUAACCCGAGUUUUAUCAGACGGGGGUCAUCGCUUUGAAAUGGCUUAGUUGUUUUCCCCGGCUCCUUUUUCGCUUCUUAAAGGUCAAACGUUUAUUGCUGUGGCUCGUUUUUUUUAGAUACACCGUGUUCCCCUUCGGCUAACUGAAUUAGCUAAAAACAAAGCAGUAUAAUUUAAUGUAAUCUGUGAUGUAUGGACAUCACAAUCACCUCAAUCACCUUUGCAACGGGCGGACAGAUGAGGUCGUGUAGCUACAUGUCAUGAAUCAGCCUGAUGCAUGAUGUGAGCUGUGAGGCCUUUUGACACCUGGAAGUGGCUGCUGAUAUGGUGGACCUGAGGCUGACUCUCAGGAGCCCCCAGUCUCACUUUUUUUAUGAGAGUCUGGGGAAAAUGUUGCCACAGAUUAUGGAUCUAGGAUAUCAUCUUCCAUGAGUUUCCAUUUUCACAGUGCUUCAAUCAAACAGCUGUAAGGAACAUGGAGUGGGAAGCAGCUGAAAAGGAGAUGGAUGGCGUUACAGACACUGACGUGGAGAUCCCUGACGGUGAUCCCACCUUAGCGACCAAAUCUAGUCAGUGUGAGGCCCGAGAGACUGAUGAUGACUGCGAGCAGGAGGACAAAACAGCCUAUCUCAAAUCUCAGGACACCCCAAACCCAGCCACUCCACAAGACUCUGGAAUUGGCGAAGCAGAGUAUUGUGGUUCUACAGAGGCCAAAGAGGAUACUGAGGAGGUUUCAGAUGGGUUCGAGCAUGACAGCACUGCAGAUCAGGAGAGCUCACAGGUUAUCAAUCAAGAGGAGGAUGAAAGUGUGAAGGAGCAGCACAUGAAUGGAGAGUCUGGUUGGAGGAACGUGGGAAGUGGACGCAGGUGCAAACUGAAGAGCAGUGGUUCGUUUUCAGAGCAGAGCAGUCAAGGUGCUUUUGCCUCCAUUCAAAAAGGAAACGUUAUGUCCAGCGGGGGCCGGCACAAGCAGGCCCGCAGGCGUAACCACCACCACCAUCAGCAGAAUCGGGGCCGCAGGCGGACAGGCAACCAACUCGUCUUGGCUUUCAAGGAUAUGCUGUCUGAGUCUCUCAGCUUCUGGUGCAUCUCCUGCGUCCACAUGAUGAUUGAGAUUAUUGUCACAUUAACUCACAACUGCGGUGUCGGUGUGGAGACCGGAGGGGCGAAACUUUUCAACUUUGGGCAGCAGCUCCUUGCAAAGAUCACAGAUAUACCUGGGAUGAAGGCGGAUGCCAGUCGGAUUCUGAAUUGGACUAAAUGCACAGGAGUGGACAUAGUGGAUAAAAUUGUGAGGUCAGUGAAGUGGUUAAAGACAGCUGCCUUAUCUUGUUUCAGACUUUUCUGUGCUUUUGUUAUUCUUGGGUCCCAGUGGGCAAAGGGUGUGCUGGUGCGACUUGGUGGAGAGCGGGGAAAACGCUACUGGGCGGCUUUUCAGGAGUCAAGGUUUUGGAAGAGGGUGGCUUCCCUGCUGGAGAGAGUUAGAAGCCGAUUUAGGAGAGGUGGCCAAGUCCCGCCUUCCACGCCUGAGUCACCCAGCAGAGCAGGGAGGGGCCAGUCGGGCCAGGAGCUGGAGAGACUGCUUGCCUUGGCUGAGGUACCAGAGGAUGAACUCGACCCCUUUACAGUGCUUGGUGUGGAGGUGCACGCCACUGAGGCUGAGCUGAAGAAGGCCUACAGACAGCUUGCUGUCCAGGUCCAUCCAGACAAGAAUAAACACCCACGAGCUGGAGAGGCGUUCAAAGUACUGAGGGCUGCCUGGGAUAUUGUCAGUAACCCAGAGACACGACGAGAGUAUGAGUUGAAACGCAUGGCAGCAACUGAGCUCUCAAAGUCCAUGAAUGAGUUUCUCACUAAACUGCAGGAUGACCUGAAGGAAGCCAUGAACACCAUGAUGUGCACUAAAUGUGAAGGCAAACACAAGCGGUUCGAGAUGGAUCGUGAACCCACUGAGGCCCGGUUCUGUGCUGAAUGCAACCGUUGCCAUAGUGCUGAGGAGGGGGACCUGUGGGCUGAGUCCAGCAUGUUGGGCCUGCGCAUCACAUACUUUGCCUGUAUGGAUGGCAAGGUCUAUGAUAUUACAGAGUGGGCAGGUUGCCAAAGAAUAGGCAUUUCUCCUGACACACACCGUGUGCCCUAUCACAUCUCCUUUGGUUCAAAGAACAACAGCAAUGCCACACGACACAGGACGCCCUCAGAGCAUGCCACAGGUCCGACCAACCCUGCUGAUUUACAGGACUUCUUCAACCGUAUCUUCAAAGGAGGGCCUCCUAAUGACAUGGCUGCCAACGGGGGCUUCUUCCCCUCAGGUCCGCCUCAUCACCCACCUGGUGCUGGUGCACCCCCGUUCUCCCCUCCUCCAGGCCAGACAGGUUUCCACAUGUCGGGGGCUCACCGGCCAGAGUCCAGUGAGACUUGGGCUGAAAGCGGCAAACCCCCCAGGAGGAGGAAGAAGGUCCGGAAGCCCUUUCAGAGGUGAAGUCUGUGGACUUCUCAGUGUAUCGACAAAGCAACACAGGGACACAAUAAAUAAUGGCCAUGUUUGUCUCUUGCCUGCCUGUUGGCAUGCCAAGAUCUGAACUAGAGAAGAUUCAUGAGGGUAAGGCUUCGCUCAGAUCAGCCAGAGGAGAGCGAGACUGGAUCACGAAGAGGAGCCUGCGGACUGAAUACAAGUAUUGAAGGAGGGCUGAAGAGGUGACAGUGAUGGUGCUUUACCUCUCAUUUCACCUUAUUGUUUGUUGGUCUUUAUGACGACUGUAGCCUUGGCAUUGAAAUCCUUAUCAGGAUGCUGUAAUGAAACACUUUCCUUUCAUAAUUUCCUGCCAAAUCCUGCAAUGCAUGAUUUAUUCACCUGCAUUUUAACACUUCUGUUCUCUCACUUUUGUUAAUGUUUUGUAUAAGGUUAGUUUAAGACAUUGACUUCAGACUGUUGAAGAGGGUUGCAGUCAGUUAGACUGUGAAUUAUGGAUAACUAUAAUCCACAUGAAGAAGAUAAAGAUCUGAGCAACAUCACUGUGUCAGUGUUUCUCACGUUAGUGGCGUGUGGAUCUACCUCUGGAUCGGCACCUCGGCCACUGUAUUUCAAGAAUGAAUCUUAACUAGCCAAACCCAAAACAUCUGAACUAAAUUUACAAAUUUUGAAAAUGUAUUUGCAGGAGCCACUCUUUUAUGGGUGACCUGACCUGAGAGUGGCAGGUUUUUGCAGUUAAAUUGGGGCAUGUUGUGAUUCUCUGGUGGUGGGCAAACAGAUGGCAAGUGAAAGCAAAAACAUUCUUGGUAUGCAGGACUUGAUGGAAUUCGCAUGCAGUCAUCCUUCUGCAUCCACUGAGACAACAUAUUUGUCCCUAGUUUUUUGUAUCAUUAUUAUUUCAAACAGGAAAAUUUCCUCUUAAAAAUUAUUAAAUAUGACAUGGAUCUUUGGUUUGUUUGCCGUUUGCUGAAAUGACAAAUUUGUGCUCACCAGGGGUUCAGUUUCCGUGGUUGCAUUUCAUAAAACAAUCCUGUUAUUGCUUUAUGAAAUGUAACACAAUCACAUACUACAUCCACUCAUUCAGAAUUAGUUAUGUUUAAAGUUAGGGUUGUUAUUUGUUUGGCCAAUACCAGAGAAUCACAUCCUGCAUGAGAUUCCAGUCACAUUAAAGCUAGGUUUGUUUCUCAGCAUUGUCAACAUUUGAACAUCUCAGCCACAGACAAGAACCUGUGAUGCUGUAAAAUGUGAUCUGUGGAUCUGAUACAACCCUUUUAUCAUUCUUAUUUUAUUUGUUUUGAGAUUCAAAGUGAAUUCAGUGGUGUUUCAAAACUUUGUAGGCGACACCUUGACAUUUUGAAAUGUGACAUGUUGAUGUAUUUUCAGUCCAAAGUACCACAUAUAGUAGAUUUAUACUGCCCCCUGUUGAUCCAGUGUGCAACCACACCACUGACCUGAUGUUUCAUGUAGGCAUAUUGAAAUCACAGACAACAUAUAGCAGUUAACAGCUACCCAAGUCUUAAAAGUAUUGUCGUAAUUUAAAAUCAGACAUUGUGCUGAUUUACUGAAGCAAACCUGACCUGUCAACUUCAUUACUGACUUCACGGUACAAAAUCAACAGUUUGAAAACCUGUCAUUCAAACUGUUCCUGAAAUAACUUGAUAUUCCAGUUGUCAUCUAAAUUUCUCACCAUUUCCUUCCUCUCACGUGCCAUUUUAUGCCAGCUGUGAUGCUUUGGCUGUACGUUAUAAGCCAAGACUUGUACAACAGUGUCAUCUGUCAUGAAAGACUCCCAAAACAGGAAAAGUCAGGAAUGAAAAAAAUCUACCACAGAAAAAUAAACAUUCAGAGUAAUUCUAACCCUGAGAGCGAAGAGCUUUGAUUUGUUUCCAUGCAGCUGUAAUCUCAGUGGUUCCUGGCAGCUUUGUAAUUAACAUUAUUAACAUUCUGACUUGUUAUGUUUUGCAGUGAUGUGUCAGUUGGUGCAGUCUCCUGAACACAGUUGAAAACCUCCACCUGGAUGUGGUCCAGCUUUCAAAAUGUCAAGGUCACUGAUUGACAGAAACUCUAAUCUGAUUUCCUUUUAAUCUCCCCAGUGUUACAGUAUGUAACAACGUUAGCAGUUCAAAAAAACAAGCAGUUGUAUUUUGGGUUUGGUUUCUGGAAAUGAUUCUUGCAUUAAAAAUUACACCUUAAUCUUCAUUGUAGGUUAAUUUAAGAAACCAGAGCUGUUGUUGUUUACACCUGAUAUGUGAUGACUGUGAGACUGUAGUGAUAUACGGCAUUUGAUAAAGGCUAUUUUUUAUAUUGAUGGUUGAUGAUGAGAAAUGCCAUGUUAAUUGUUUUAUUUUUCUUUUGUGUUAAUUUGCACACCCACCCCUGUUGUAACAUCACAGGGUUUUCAACAGUCAUUGGUGAUUUAUCCAGACUCCUCCAGCUGCAGCUGUGUGGGAGGUGUAGCUCGCUAAGCUUGAUAUAUUUUUUUGUUGUUGUUAAAAGAUGAAUGUUAAAUGAGUGACAAAUUUUUUUGAAAAAUGACAUCUUGCACGACCAUUACACUCCACUUACCACUCUGGAGAAACCCAAAUAUCAGAACUAUUUUAUGGCAUUGUAAUGCAUAAUGAGGGUCUGUGUGGUCGCCUUAAAAGAUGAACCUUUGUUGCAAGUAUUGUUUGAGUUCAAUGAAGCAGGACGUUAAGUUUACCACAUCUCUCUUCAUGUGUCACAUUGUUUUUCUCUUUUAUAUUUGGCCUAUUUCCCAGACAUGGACUGAGUUAUUGUAAACUAGAGCGGCCUUUCGUUCUAAGUGAGAGUAUCUCUCACACAUUGAGACAGUAAAAAUAGUACUGGAUUAACUUUAUUCUGGCCAAAAACAAUUUGAUAGCUUGAAGAUUAGAGAUGUCAAGGUUAAAUUCAGGUUGUUACUGAUCAAAAAUGACAAUAAUAUUUCUUUCACAAAUUUGGCACAUCUGUUCCACAUCUUCUUUGCCAACAAUGUGCACUUUUUCUUCUUAUCCAUGCUUUUGGAAACCUGGUUUUUAGAUCUCCAUACAGUGUCAAAUAUCUGCUUGAGUCCCUGUUUAAGAAACCGGACCCAUAUUAAAAAGAGCGCGUUGUUUUCCACAUCCACCUUGACUUGAGAAUGUACAGUGCUGUAUGUUAAAGGUAGCAGUUUGAAGUCAAAGGAAGAGCCAACACUUUUUUUCCUUUUUUUCUUUUCAAGUUUUUAACAGAAUAUGCAGAAGUAUUGCAAAAAAUAUCUGACAAUCAUCAGGGUUUUUUGUAGGGAAUUAUGUGGCGAGUUCCCUGGCUGGCAAACAGUUUUAAAAUAUCGCUGUUGGGUUUCGUUCCCCCGCUUUCUCUGGUUUUCAAAAUAAAGAUGAUUUCCUAUAUGCACAA